ACACACCUCACAAUAGAACUAAGUUGUAAGAGUUUCAUUUUCUUUGUUCUUUCUCACAAACCAAAAUGGUAGGCAAAAGAAAUGAGCCUCAUGUCAUAUUUGUACCUUACCCAAGCCAAGGUCACAUUAACCCUCUUCUCCAAUUUGCAAAACGCUUAUACUCCAAAGGUGUAAAAGCAACUUUAGCCACUACUAAAUACACAGUCAAGUCUAUUAAUUCACCCAACAUUUCAGUUGAAGCAAUUUCUGAUGGAUUUGACGAAAGUGGUUUUUCCCAAGCCCAAAAAGCAGAUAUAUAUCUCAAAUCAUUCAAAGAAAAUGGUUCAACAACUCUAUCAGAAAUAAUAAAAAAUUACAAGAAUUCGACACAUCCGAUAAGUUGCAUUGUUUAUGAUUCGUUUUUACCAUGGGCUCUUGAUGUGGCUAAAAAACAUGGGAUUUAUGGAGCUGCGUUUUUUACAAAUUCAGCCACUGUUUGUGUAGUUUUUGCUCACAUUCAUUAUAAAACAUUUUCAUUGCCGGCGAAGAUUGAAGAAAAUGAGCCAUUGUUAUUGCCUGGAUUGCCUAGUUUGUACCCAAUUGAUGUUCCUGGAUUUAUUAGGGAGCCUGAAAGUUACCCUGCUUACUUAGCCAUGAAAAUGAGUCAAUUCUCUAAUUUGGAAAAUGCUGAUUGGGUUUUUGAUAACUCCUUUCAAGAACUAGAAGGAGAGAUAGCAAGUGGAGUUUCAAAUAUUUGGCCAGCAAGGUUAAUUGGACCAAUGGUGCCAUCAUCCUAUUUAGAUAACAUAAUAGAAGGUGACAAAGGGUACGGAGCAAGUCUAUGGAAACCACUUAGUGAAGAAUGUCUCAAAUGGCUAAAAACAAAGCCAAAUCAAUCAGUAAUCUACAUUUCUUUUGGCAGCAUGGUAUCACUCACACCACAACAAAUGGAAGAAAUGGCAAAUGCUUUAAUAGACAGCAACAUGAAUUUCCUUUGGGUUGUAAGAGAAACCGAAAAAGGCAAAUUGCCAAAAAAAUUCAUAGAAUCCACAAUUGGAAAAGGGUUAAUUGUGUCAUGGUGCAAUCAAUUAGAAAUGCUAGCAAAUCAAGCCAUUGGUUGUUUUGUGACUCAUUGUGGAUGGAAUUCGACUCUUGAAGGAUUGAGCCUUGGCGUGCCAAUGGUGGCAAUGCCACAAUGGUCUGAUCAAAUGACGGAUGCUAAAUUUAUAGAUGAGAUUUGGGAAAUUGGUGUGAGGCCUAAGUUGGAUAAGUUUGGGAUUGUUAGAAGAGAAGAGCUAUUGUUUUGUUUAAAGGAAGUAAUGGGAGGGAAGAGGAGUUAUGAGAUUAGGAGAAAUGCUGGAAAAUGGAAGAACUUGGCUAAGAAAGCAAUUAGUGAAGGAGGUAGCUCGGACAAGUCUAUUAAUGUAUUUGUGAACAGUCUUAGUCUAGCAUGCCAGAUGAAGAAGUACAAGAAAUAAUUCGUGAUUGUCUUUUUCAAGAAAUAUAACAAUCAAAAUACAUGUUAGACUUUAGUUUUAAUUUGAUUUGAUUUGAUUUGAGUUUGGUUUAUUCGAUUUUUCUUAAACAGCA
Nicotiana tabacum (common tobacco) is the source of this 1569-nucleotide messenger RNA. Its product is annotated as UDP-glycosyltransferase 74B1. Gene Ontology annotation, molecular function: quercetin 7-O-glucosyltransferase activity; quercetin 3-O-glucosyltransferase activity. The record is from RefSeq and is a predicted model, not a curated record. Lineage: Eukaryota; Viridiplantae; Streptophyta; Magnoliopsida; Solanales; Solanaceae.